CUUCCUGACUCCAUCUUCGCUCAUUCAUCCCGUAUCCAAAAUGUUCAAUCCAAACUUUUACGACCAAGACGAUCCCAUGGCCAUGUACCAAGCCAUGCGACGCGGCGGCGCUCCCCGGCGCUUCGACGAAUACUUCCGUUGCUACCCCAUUGCCAUGCUGCCUGGCCCCGAGCGCCCAGAGGCAAACCACGGCGGCAAGGUGUUUCUUCCUCCCAGCGCUCUCGACAAGCUCACUCGGCUGCACAUCACAUACCCUAUGCUCUUUGAGCUCAUCAAUGGAAAGCAAGACGGAAAGAAGACGCACGCAGGUGUGCUGGAGUUUAUUGCAGAAGAAGGCAAGAUCUAUCUGCCGUACUGGCUGAUGGAGACGCUCAAGCUGGAACCUGGGGAUCUCCUGCAAGUCAAGUCGACCGACAUACCUCUCGGCACCUUUAUCAAGCUCCAGCCCCAAGACUCGUCCUUCCUGGAAAUCUCGGACCCAAAGGCCGUCCUCGAAAACGCGUUUCGCAACUUUUCGUGCCUCACCACGGGCGACAUCUUCACAUUUUCGUAUAAUGACAAUGUGUACAGCAUAGCCGUGCUCGAGACCAGGCCAGACCAUCCAAGCAAGGCUGUAUGCACCAUUGAGACGGACCUGUCAGUUGACUUUGCACCACCAGUGGGCUACCAGGAGCCACAGAAGACUAGCGGAACUAGUACGCCGCGGAGCGGAAAGGGCGUCAUGGCUGGCAAGGGCGGAACUCUGCAUGCUCACGGCACCAUGGCGGAAGCGAUCAACUAUGCGGCCAUUGCGCCCUCUGCGACGACUGCGGCCAAUGGAGCAAAAGCAACAUCAUCAAACUUUAUCAGCACAGGCCACAAGCUACUUAAGAAGGGCAGCAAGGCACCUACCCCGCAAGCCUCGACACCUGUUGCCGGACAAUCGACAAACCCACCACCGGUCGUGCGGCGCUCCAACGGUCCACAGCCCCUCAGAUUGCCACCCAGCAAGCUGUUCUUCGGGUACGAGAUUACCCCGCUCAAGAACAAGGAAGAGGAAGGCGAGCAAAAGGAUUCGAAGCACUUUGAGGGUUCAGGCCAAACUCUGCGGAAGAAGAAGGGCGACAAAUGAGGUAAUGGACUGGGUGGAAUGGGAGACAGGGACCGUUUUUGAUACGCAAUGCUCGGAAAGGAAAGCAUUUCAUGGCGUUGGCAAGGAUAGGAAAUAAGGCGUUUGCACCUAU
Messenger RNA from Exserohilum turcica Et28A, 1223 nucleotides. RefSeq lists its product as uncharacterized. Gene Ontology annotation, cellular component: VCP-NPL4-UFD1 AAA ATPase complex. The transcript is spliced from 2 exons. NCBI's taxonomy places the organism in Eukaryota, Fungi, Ascomycota, Dothideomycetes, Pleosporales, Pleosporaceae. Gene Ontology annotation, molecular function: polyubiquitin modification-dependent protein binding. The record is from RefSeq and is a predicted model, not a curated record. The coding region runs from base 41 to 1111 and encodes 356 amino acids.